Spirometra erinaceieuropaei is the source of this 621-nucleotide messenger RNA. Lineage: Eukaryota; Metazoa; Platyhelminthes; Cestoda; Diphyllobothriidea; Diphyllobothriidae. The record is from the annotation of a GenBank genome assembly.
AUGCACCAACCUCCGCCCAACUCAGCCACAGCCCCCAACGCGCCGCAAAUCAACGUGAAUGGGACCCGACUGCAAAUGGUAGAGAACUACCCGUACCUGGAAAGUACCCUAUUUCGCAACAUAAAGAUCGAUGACGAAGUCGCCAACCGAAUCUCGAAAGCCAGUCAAGCCUUCGGACGCCUCCAAAGCACAGUUUGGAAUCGCCACGGUCUCCAACUGAGCACAAAGUUGAAGAUGUACAAGGCCGUCAUCCUGCCGACGUUACUGUACGGAGCAGAAACGUGGACGGUGUACACGAGGCAGGCACGUCGACUGAACCACUUCCACCUCAGUUGUCUCCGUCGCAUCCUGAGGCUGAACUUGCAGGACCGCAUCCCCGACACCGAUUUGCUGGACCGGACGGGAAUCCUAAGCAUCUUCUCCAUGUUGAUACAAAUGCAGCUACGCUGGAGCGGCCACCUGGUGCGCAUGGACGACGAGCGACUACCCAAACGACUCUUCAACGGAGACGUCGCGACGGGUUCUCGUCGUCAAGGAGGCCAAAUUUGCCGUUACAAGGGCACCCUGAAGUCCUCCCUGAAGCGCCUGCAAAUCAACCAGACCAACUGGGAAGAUAGAUAG